This is a messenger RNA of Plodia interpunctella (Indianmeal moth), 1409 nucleotides long. RefSeq lists its product as uncharacterized. The record is from RefSeq and is a predicted model, not a curated record. Gene Ontology annotation, cellular component: nucleolus. Lineage: Eukaryota; Metazoa; Arthropoda; Insecta; Lepidoptera; Pyralidae. The transcript has 8 exons. Gene Ontology annotation, biological process: maturation of LSU-rRNA from tricistronic rRNA transcript (SSU-rRNA, 5.8S rRNA, LSU-rRNA). Gene Ontology annotation, molecular function: RNA binding. Bases 112 to 1314 code for a protein of 400 amino acids.
AGACAGGAUAGCCAUAGAUAGGUUAAGUUUUGUUUGUUGGUUGGUUGUUUGUUGCUUUGAUUGGCCUUUGAAUUUGAAUAUAUAAUACACGUGAUUAAUUAAAUUAUCAAAAUGGAAGAAAAUGUUGCUUUGGACUCUAGCAAACAAAAGCAAUUUGUAAAAUCAAUCAAAGGCAUUAAAAAAAAGUUAAAUAAGAAAAUUCCUGAAAUAUCAACGUCUAAUAAUGUUGCAGCGUCGAAAAUUAAGGAAGGCAAAUCAAAGAAAAGGAAAAUUAAAGAAAGAGGUCUUGUUUAUCUAGCUCAUGUUCCACAUGGAUUUUACGAGAAUGAAAUGACUCAAUAUUUCAAACAGUUUGGAAUGGUCACAAAUGUGAGAGUGAUCAGGUCAAAGCGCACUGGCAACUCUAAAGGGUAUGCAUUUGUUGAAUUCAAAGAGCCCACAGUUGCUCAAAUCGUUGCGGAGACAAUGAACAACUAUUUGAUGGGGAAAAGGCUAUUAAAAGCUGCCUAUAUACCACCUGAAAAACAGAGGCCUUAUGCAAUGAGAAAGAAAUGGAAUCCUACACAUAAUCCAGGCAGAGAUGCAAUGAUAAAACAGAAAAAGGCAUAUAAUGCUGAUAAAAAUGAUUCACAAGAUUUGAAGAUAGCCAGGAAAACUCUCUCAAACAUAAAUAAAACAAAGGAAAAACUACGUGCAUUGGGCAUCGACUAUGACUUCUUCACUCCAGUUGAUGUCCCUGAAGAGUUAUUGUCUUCAGAUACUGCCAAAAACCGAGAAAAGCAAGAAAAGUCGAAAAAGCCUAAAACUAUAGAGAUUGUUCAACCUAAUAAAGUAAAACAAGGGAAGAUUGAAAUGAAAAAUGAUAAGAAAACAAAAGGUAAAAAGAUUGAACAGGUAUCAAACAUAAACAGUAAACAACAGAAGCAAAAAGAACAGAAGUUAAAAGAAAAGGGUGUAAAGCCUGCUGAAAACUUUAUAAAGGUUCUGGAGGAAUCAGGAGAUGAAUCUGAUAGUUCCCUUGAGUUUGAUUCAGAUGAAUUUGAAAAACUGAUGGAGAAUGAAGAUGAUUCAUUAGGGUCAGAAGACAAAGACAGUUCUGAGGAUGGGUCUGAUAACAGUGAUGAAGAGAGUGAAGAAUUGCCGAAAAUACCAUUAGUAAUUAAUCCAAAUAAACUGAAGAAUCAAGGGAAUAAGAAGCCUCAAAUGAAAAGAAAGCCUGUGCUGGUUAUGGCUAAUCCACCGAAGAAAUCCAAAUUCGAAAAACAGCAAAAGAACCCACAAUUCGCAAAGAAACAAUUGAAAAAGAAGAAAUAAGUAAUUAUUGUUUUAAUAGGUAUAUAUUAUCUAUCUUAAUAUAUGGUAGUUUUUGUAAAUGUUAAGGUAAUAAAACAAUGAUGUAAAUGCAGGUA